AUGGGAAGAGGCAAGAAUCCUCAGAUGCAAGCUCGAGCCGGAAAUUUCAAGAAGAACAAUGCUCCUGGUCAGACAUCUACUGGAAGACAGAAUUAUGCUUGCCCUUCUUGCGGGAAGAACCACACUGGAGUGUGUCGUCGAGCAAAUAACUUGUGCAAUGCUUGUGGACAGUCAGGGCAUUUUGUUUUCGAUUGCCCGCAGAAUCCUAACAAGAACCCUACUCAAGCUCGGGUAUUCACCCUUGACGCCAAUGAAGCUCAGAAAUAUCUGAACCUGAUCAAAGGUAACGUGAUUUUAAAUGGUUAUCCUAUGUCUGUUAUUUUUGAUUCGGGAGCAUCAGGCUCUUUUAUUGCAAAGCACACCGCUCUAAGAAUAGGCAUUACCCCGGCUCCAUUGCCCUACGAGUUGAGCAUCAGUACUCCUACUGGAGGGUCUUGUACAGCCUCAGAGAUCUGCUGA
Messenger RNA from Gastrolobium bilobum, 459 nucleotides. RefSeq lists its product as uncharacterized. Bases 1 to 459 code for a protein of 152 amino acids. Gene Ontology annotation, molecular function: zinc ion binding; nucleic acid binding. The record is from RefSeq and is a predicted model, not a curated record. Lineage: Eukaryota; Viridiplantae; Streptophyta; Magnoliopsida; Fabales; Fabaceae. The transcript has a single exon.